UUUUCCUUUUCCAUUAUUUUACCCUUUCCAAGAGCUAAUCAGGUCCAAACGUUUUUAUACUUCCCACUGCCUCCAUAACCUUCCUGUAUUGAUUUUAAAACCAGGACAGCAAUGCUUAUUAGAAAUAUAGGUUUUGUAUCCAUUGAUCUUAUAAUUUAUUUUAUAAUCUCACAAAUCUAGGUCUUUUAUAUGCUUCCAUAAUUCUAAAAUAGUGACUAGUGAGGUACAUUUUAUUAAACAAUUUGAACAUUAACAACUCAGUGAAUCAAUGUGCAUGAAAUUAAAAUGGAGAGAACUUUAAGAGACACUUUAAUCUCCCAAAUAAAUAAUUAACCUGAACUUCAGCUGUUAUUAAGCUAAAGUCAUUGUCUCUAUCAUUUUAGGAACUCAAGAAAUAUUCCUACUGAUUAAAUGUUAAAUUUAUAAUUCAAAUUUUGGUGUGAGGUUUUUUUAAAUUAAAAAAAAAAAAAAAAAUGUUAGUUUGAUGGGAAGACUGGUUCAUGUUAUAUGAGAUGUUUCUCUAAAAUAACCGUCAACAUUUUACUAACACUAUGUGUUUCUCAUUUCCUUGUUUCUUGAAUUUGUGUUUGUCAUCCUCAGCUCUUUUUCAAUUGGUGUCUGCCUGGAGUAACUUUUUAUUUUAUUUUAAUGAACUUGAUAAAUCACAUAUAUUGGUUUGCGGAUUAUUUUAUUGAGAACCUGUGCAAUUGAUUGGAGACCACUUGUUGUGUCACUAAUGGGAGAAAGAUGAGGGAGGGCCCUUAACACAAUGCUGCAGGAUCUGAUUGCUUGUAUUAUCUGUAAGGUAUGUAAAAUUUGAUUGUUAUAUACUUAUAUUGUUUGUUAACGAUUUCCCACAUGUAUACUUGGUCCUUGUACUGAAACAGCUUGGCAAUUGAGAUCAUAUUGUAUAAUACUUGUAUUCUUUUGUCUUCAUACAUCCUUCAUAACAAUAAACCAAUCUCUAGAAAAACAGUAAGUACAUGGACACAACGUUUUUUACAGAAGACCUCUUCAUUCAUUUUGAAUUCCAAACCUCAAAAACAUUUAGCUUCCAAUGUGUGAAAUGUGUGACAUGAUGAUAAUACUAGCACAAUUUUCUGCUUCAAAUAUGCGCUUCUCUUACGUAACUGGCAGUUGAAAAUUCUCAUCUCACUUCAACGUAGUUGCCACGCAAUACAUGACUACUAUUCCAUGAUAAGAAGCAAAAGACAACAUGCCAUGCAAAGACCAAUGACCAAGUGAAAGUCGUCUAUAUCCAUAGGCACAAACGAGAGGAGAAACAACUCAAAACUCACUACACACUUCCUCCUCCUCCUCUCUCUCUCUCUCUCUCUCUCUCUCUCUCUCUCUCACCCAUCAUCCAUGGAUUCAAGCAAAGCAGAAAUAGCUCAAGAGUUUCCCGGAAUGAUACGAGUCUACAAAGAUGGUCAUGUAGAAAGGUUAGUAGAUACUGAUUUUGUUCCAGCGUCAAAUGAUACCAUAACUGGUGUCACAUCCAAAGACAUAACAAUCCUGUCCAAAUCCAAUAUCUCUAUCUCCGCUCGCCUUUACCUCCCUACAAAACUUGCCAAUCCAAACCAAAAGCUUCCUCUACUUGUUUACUUCCAUGGUGGUGCUUUUUGUGUUUCUUCCCCAUUCACUUCCAAGUACUACAACUAUGUUAACACUCUUGUAUCUGAAGCUAACGUUGUUGCAAUCUCAGUGAAUUAUAGGAAAGCCCCUGAACACCCAAUUCCAGCUGCAUACGAGGAUUCUUGGGCUGCUUUACAAUGGGUUGAGUCCCAUUGUAACAAUGGUGGGCCUGAGGCUUGGUUGAAUGAGCAUGUGGAUUUUGAGAGAGUGUUCUUAGCUGGAGAAAGUAGUGGUGCUAAUGUUGCUUAUAAUUUGGCUAUGAAGGUUGGAGAGACCCAGGCCCAGGUUCAAUUUGGGCUUAAUAUGGGCCUUCUUGGGGUUGCUUUAGUCCACCCAUUUUUUUGGGGUUCAAACCCUAUUGGGUCAGAGGCCCGAAACCCAAGUAGGCAGGCCGUGGUGGAUCGGUUGUGGCCAUUUGUGUGCCCAGCCCAACCAGAUAAUGAUGACCCACGGGCUAACCUGGUGGCAGAGGGUGUACCUAGCUUGGCCCAAUUGGGGUGCAGGAGGGUUUUGGUGUGUGUGGCUGAGAAGGAUAUAUUUAGGGAUAGAGGGUGGCUUUUUUACGAGGCAUUGAGUAGGAGUGGAUGGAUGGGUGUGGUGGAGAUUGAGGAAACAGAAGGGGAGGAUCAUGGGUUUCAUUUGUAUGAUUUGAAAUGUGAGAAAGCUAGGGAUUUGAUUAAACGCUUGGCUGAUUUCUUCAAUAGGGACAUACCUCCACUGAUUUGAUUUGAUUGUGGGCUCUUGCAGUUGAAGAAAAUCAGAAAAUAUAGUAUCCUUUGUGCUUCUUUUAUUCAAUUUUUUAAGCUUUAAGAUUUGUUUUUUUUUUUUUUUU
Messenger RNA from Quercus robur (English oak), 2467 nucleotides. RefSeq names its product probable carboxylesterase 2. The coding region runs from base 1366 to 2361 and encodes 331 amino acids. The transcript has a single exon. Gene Ontology annotation, molecular function: hydrolase activity. The record is from RefSeq and is a predicted model, not a curated record. NCBI's taxonomy places the organism in Eukaryota, Viridiplantae, Streptophyta, Magnoliopsida, Fagales, Fagaceae.